Rotaria sp. Silwood2 is the source of this 2727-nucleotide messenger RNA. NCBI's taxonomy places the organism in Eukaryota, Metazoa, Rotifera, Eurotatoria, Philodinida, Philodinidae. The record is from the annotation of a GenBank genome assembly.
AGCAAUUUUCAAAAAAAAGCAGCACGAACUUUUUUCAGGGUGUUCAUAGAUCACUAGGACCUACAUGAUGCUCAUACUCUCGACUCAAAAGCGAUGUGACACUUGGGAAUGUUCCCUCGUUAGCUAGCUCCUCUGUUUUGAAAGAUAGAAGUUUAAAAAUUUCAUUAUAGAUAUUAAUCGUUGGGUGUAGGCAUUUUUUUGUGGCGGACGUUUUCCCUCUAGUGUGCUGCUUUUUUUUGAAAAUUGCUACAGAAAAAAGCAAUUUUUGGAUGUUCUCUUAGGCUCAGAUGUCUCUAUGGAGGCGGAAUGGGUUUUGAAUUUUUGUUAGUGCCUUGGAAUGGCCAAACCGUUCUAUGUCCAACAAUCAAAUUCGUGGGUCUCUAGUUUGUUCCUAAAUUGAAAGGAAAAAGCAUCUUUCGGAUCUAUUUUCCAAUUUUUAUCAGCUGUGUAUCCUUCCCUCAGGUAAAAACAGCUGAUUUCAUAAGACUGUCAUAUAGUAAGCCUUCACCAGGGUACCUAGGUCACCUCUUCUUGAACUUUUUAUCAUUGACCAAUACGAUUAGACCGAAUUAGUUGAUCUUGAGUUUUUGUAUGGUAUUUAUAACAGCUAUAACAUCUAUUUUUCUGAUAAAAAUGCAGGAAUCGACUAACUUGGUCAAGUCACUCUGUUGAAAACUCCCUAUGUGACAGUCUUACGGAAUCAGGUAUUUUCACCUGAGGGAAUGGUGCACAAUUGAGAAAAGUUGGAAAAUAGAUCUUAAAGAUAUCCUUGUCAUUCGAUUUAGAAACAAGCUACACAGCCAUGGAUUUCAUCGUUGGACACAGAACAGUUUGACAAUUCUAAUGCACUCAUAAAACUUGAAAAUCCAUUUCGCCUCCAUAAAUAUAUUUGAGUUCAAAACAAUGUUCAAAAAUUGCAUUUUUCUAUAGCAAUUUUCAGAAAAGCAGCACACUAGGAAAGAAAAAUGUCUCCUACGGAAAAAUAUCACAUCAACAAGUAACAUCUAUAAAGAAAUUUUCAGACUCCUACUGUUUGAAAUAGAGAAGCUAGCUAAGGUCUAAUUUGGCUAGGAGAUACUACCUUGCUCCCUUAUUCAGACCUCUCUGUAAGGUUUUCCAAUGUUUUGAGUCUACAGCUAUGCUUACAAGCCUGUGUACUAUAAGCGUUGAACAUUUCAUUGCAUUUGCAUUGAGUCGAUGCAAAUAUGAUACGCUUUUGAAAGAAUCACUAAAUGUCAUCUAGCGUUUUCGCUUACAGCGAUACAGCUGACUUUCUUAUUUUUUUACAAUCGUUGGAGGCUCUAUUUCAAAAAUAAAGCUUGCAUUCAUCGAGUUUUUAUUUUCUCAACUUAUAUUUGUCAGCCUAUCCAGAAUUUAUCACACUCAUACUCAAAGCAGUUAUACCGUCGAAAUCAGAACAGAAAGCUGAGCUGACUUAUGUUGUGCUAUCGUACUGAUGAUAUACAAUGCUGACCAAAAUUAUAGAACCACCUUAUACUGACAUUUUCAUCUUAAUUUUUUUUCCUGAUAUAUUAUAUUUUCUUCCUGGAUAUAUUGUAUGAUAUGAAGUCAGAUAUGCUCUUUCAGAAUAUGAUGAGAAAUGUUUAUUAUUUCGUAAAGCUAUCAAAACAAAAAACUUUCAAGAAAAAACAAAUCAAUUUUGCUGACCAAAAUUAUAGGACCACUACAAGUAUUUUUAUUUUUUAUACCGAGCUUAAAACAAUUCAUCAAUCGGAUAUUAUAUAAACAAAGCUUGAUCUCUUAUGAUACUAUUUUACUUGUUUUAAGUCUUUGUCGGAUACGUCUUGUCAGAUAUUUUGUUGAUAAACUACCUUAUUUAUGUAAUUGGUGAUCAUGGUUCGUGUCAAAGUAUCUUUAGAAAAGAAAAUUGAUAUUAAAAUUUUAUUGCAAGUUGGAUUCAGUCAACGUCAUGUUGCCCAAACAUGUGGUGUCUCAAAAACGUGUGCAUUUCGUGUAGCCCAAAAAUUAAAACAAAAAUUACCAUUAUCAAAUUUACUGGAUCAAGUGCAGAAAAAAGCAUCAGGAACAACUAACAACUAAUGAUCGAAAUUUAUUACGUUUAUGAAAAAAAGAUCGAACAAAAUCUAGUCAAGAAUUAUCAUCUGAACUAGUGCUUUCAAAUGGUAAACGAUUAAGUGCCCGAACAAUUCGUCGUCUUAUCCUGAAUAUGGGGUACAAAAAGUUAUACAGAAAAAAAAAACGCCAUAUCGAAAACCUGCACAACGAAAACAACGACUUUCUUUUGCUCAACAACAUCAAUAUUGGUUGAAUGAGUGGAACAACAUCAUCUGGAGUGAUGAAGCACAUUUUGAAGUAUUCAAUCGUAAAAAUCGUACAUAUGCUCGACGUUUAACAACUGAAAGCUGUAUAUCAGGAGCUGCUCGUGGUCCAUUGGUGAUGUAUUCUGGUAAUGUGAAUGGAUCGGCAUAUAUCAAGAUAAUUGAAGAAGCGUUACCAAUGUUUAUUGAAAAUACAUUCGAUCCAUCAAACAAAAAUUGGGCAUUUAUGCCGGAUAAUGCACCACCCCAUAUAUCAAAAUAUGUAAUGAAAUGGUGCAAAGACAAUCAAAUAGAUGUGCUCAAAUGGCCAGCUACAUCUCCUGAUCUUAACCGCAUAGAAAACCUAUGGGAUCAUAUUGAUAAAGAAUUACGAAAAAUGAAGCCCAAGAAUGUUAUCGAACUACAAGACAUGAUUCAAGAUAUUUGA